Botrytis cinerea B05.10 is the source of this 553-nucleotide messenger RNA. RefSeq lists its product as hypothetical. The record is from RefSeq and is a predicted model, not a curated record. The transcript is spliced from 2 exons. Lineage: Eukaryota; Fungi; Ascomycota; Leotiomycetes; Helotiales; Sclerotiniaceae. The coding region runs from base 123 to 251 and encodes 42 amino acids.
GAAGUCUUCUUUUCUACGGAUAUCUAUCUACCUACCUGCCUGCCUGUCUACCUGUCAAGAAACACAUACAUAGUCGAAAGUCGAAAGUCAAUCGCAAGAACAAGAACAAGAACAAGAGCAAUAUGCAAGGUCUUCAAAUCUUCGUUAACCAAGGUGGUUUGGCGUGCAGCUGCGGUGUUGCGUAUCCAGAGGGCGCGGAUAAGGAUACUUAUGUUUGUAGCUGCGGAAAGAAGUGCCCAAGUGCUAAGUAAAUCGAUUGUAUAUGGGGAUGAGCGGUUGGAGGGAUUGAUGGGGAUGUUGAGUUCACGGGAGCUUUCUGUUUGGGAUGGGAUGGGAUGGGGAUAGGUUGAUUGAGCGUUUGGAUAUGCAUGCAUGCAAUGGAUUUCUGCGAUGGCGAUGGGAGCUUUGCGUAUGUUGGUUGUGUGGUGUAUGGAGUGUACGGAGACAGACAAAUGGAUGGUCGGUUUGGCAUAGCGAUUUGACGAUGAUUUGAUGAUUGAGGGACGGGUUAUGAGCGUUUCAUAUUUUACUGAAAUGGGAACUUGUGUUCUCA